Messenger RNA from Anopheles bellator, 6285 nucleotides. RefSeq lists its product as uncharacterized. Gene Ontology annotation, cellular component: nucleolus. Bases 1 to 6240 code for a protein of 2079 amino acids. The record is from RefSeq and is a predicted model, not a curated record. Gene Ontology annotation, biological process: maturation of 5.8S rRNA from tricistronic rRNA transcript (SSU-rRNA, 5.8S rRNA, LSU-rRNA); maturation of LSU-rRNA from tricistronic rRNA transcript (SSU-rRNA, 5.8S rRNA, LSU-rRNA). NCBI's taxonomy places the organism in Eukaryota, Metazoa, Arthropoda, Insecta, Diptera, Culicidae. The transcript has 2 exons.
AUGACUACCAAGGUGACAAAACGUAAACAGCACGGAACGUCUCAGAAUGGCGUCGAUGGUGUUGAUGAAAAGACGAAAAAGCGGAAAAAGGAACCGCGUUCCGAACCAUCGGAUGAGCAGACCAACCGCGGGGCGGAGGGACCGGUUUCGGUGGCAAUCAAACGAAGGAACCAGGUGGCCACCACCGAGGUUGUUGGAACUGAUUAUGUGAAGGAAUUCCGGCAAAUGCUGAAAUCCGGACUGGCCGCUACGGAUGCGAUUCGGCAUUUCUUGCAACGAUCGUACGCUGACCCGGGGCUAAUUGUGGAUUACAUUCGCACCGGCGGAACGGUCAAGCAGUUGCUAGAUCUACUAUCCUCGUGCGAAGCGGACAACUUGCCCGAUAUCGCCGUGCUGCUCAAUCUGCUUCAUUUGGUGCUGAUCGAGUGUGUCAACUACGACAAAAGCCACGCGGAGCAGGCGGCAAAGAGUGCCAAAACUUUGUUAACCGAGUUCCGGACAGUGAUCGUAAAAGUGUUGCGUGAUCGCACCGCAGACCAUACGGUAGCCUGCCGGACGGCCGGUUUUCGCAUACUCAAAGCGAUCCUGCUGGUGGAUGCAGCGGCCCACGGGAAGGACAUUCUGCGCCAGCUGGACGUAACACUGCCCGAGCUGGAGAUGCACAAGUGCCGCGAAUCGAAGACGGUCACCGUCGGUGGCCGCGAUUUGGCGAACGAAACGCUGCGGACGGUGUUUAUCGAUUUCAAUCUCGCCUUCCUGAUCGACACGCCACCGGAGAUCGUGCGGCUGUGGUUGUCCCGAUCGCACUUGCUGCACGCACUGACCGUCAAUCUGGUGUACGAUCACGCGGAGAAUGUGGUGCUGGUGAUGAAAAGCUUGCGCCAGUACGUGCUCGAGUGUCCGGCGGUCGAUAAGUACCUCUACCGGACGGUAUUUACGACCGACAUCCUGAAGGCGCUCGUCAACGGGUACGAGUGGGUCGGCCCAGAGAAGGUAGCCCCACGGGAGGAGAUGAAGCAGACGAUCUUUGCCGCCACUGAGGAGGUGGUGAUGCCGCUGUUAACCUCCCGGCGGCACUUUCUCGUGCCCAAAGCGAUCGACGUGGGUCGAGCCAGUAGCCGCCACAAGCACGUGCUGUUGGCACUGAAAAAUUCGCAACUGCACGAUCACCAGCGGCGUCUGGUGCUACGUGUGUUCGAAACGUGCCCCGAAAUGUUGCCGGCGGUGCUGGAAAACUUUGGUUCGUUGCUCAAAACCCGCCAGGCAGCGAGCCGUGACCUGGUGUUGGCCAUUUUGCGGCUCCACAAACCGGAAGACAUUGUGGCAGCGUUCGAGCCGGGCAUAACGGCCAAACUGGUUUCGCACUUUAUCGUCAAGAGUACGCUCCCGAGCACGGUGCUGGAGUACAUCGGAGUGGCCAUCGGUGAGCACCGUCAAAACAUCCCGUUCUGCCUCAAGUUCCUGUGCACGAUGAUCACGCGCUGCGAGGAGUACAUGGUGGCGAUCGAGCGGCACCGCGGCACGCUCGAUCAGUUCGACAUGAAGAGGAUCAAAUUCGAUGUGAUCAAUCAGAUUUUGGCCCUCUUUCCGAGCAUCGAUCGUAUUAUAGUGGCCAUGACGACGCACCGGGACGAUCGGACAGUGAAGUACUCGAACGUGGCCCUCGAGCACGCGAUGGACAUUCUGCUCGUGUGCAUUCGCUCGUUCCCAGCGUACAUCGAAUCGUCCUCGUUCAUCACCACCUACCGGGACAUCCUGAAGCCUGCCUACCGGACACCGGCCGCCGAGCACUUUUACCUCAACUACGAGUUCAAAGCGAUCAAGGUGGUGAUCGCCCUCGAACCGCAAAGCGUCUCGUUCGGUUCCGCUCUGUUCCCGUCCGUGUUGAAGCUCGUGGCCAAAGUGUACCUUAACGGCUCACCGGAGAUGAAACGGGAGGCAACGGAACUGCUGCUGGCGCUGUUCCGAAAAACGACGCUUUUCGGGCAUCGCGGAGCCGAGAUCGAAUUUUGGUUCCGGGCACUGUAUGACGCGAAACCAACGGUCGUGCCGGAACUGGUGGAAUAUCUGGCCCAAUCGGCUCGCACGGCAAGCUGUCAGCUCAGUCAACAGUCGGCCACCAACAGUACCGCCCCAUCGGCCGGGCACUCGUUAAUCGACGAAGCCUUCGUAGAGUCAGGCGUCCGGCGGACCGAUCUCGAUGCACUCUUUACGCGGGUCGAACAGGAGGAAGAGGGAACGACCACGGCCGCGGCUAGCGGAGUGGACUUCCAGGUAGAGGAACUGCCCGUGACGGACAACUUUUUCGUGUACAUGUUCGAUCAGCGGCGCCUUCAUCCGGCCAAGUUCCGUCGAUACCUGGACGCGGUCCUAUUGCGCUACUUCCACUAUCUGCCCCAUCCGGAGAUCGUCGAACGGGCUGUGCGGAAAAUGCAGGACCCCGAUCCAUCCGGGACAGAACAGGUAGCGUCACGCUUGAAUAAGUACAUCCGCAAGUGGAUGACCGGGAAAGAAUGCGUCCUCGACGAAGAAUGGGGACUUUUGGGCACCCUGAGCCGAGUGCUCGUGGCCAAAGACAAGGGUGUAGUCCUCGACCCGGCAAAUGGUGGACCGUGGCGUAACACACGCUCCGAUCUGCUGCACCUUCUCCACGAAACGAUCUUCUGUGUGUCGCGGUGGAUCGUUGCCGGCACCCUGACACAGGCGCAGCUCGAGGUGGCCUCGUUCUACGUCCACCGAUUGCUCGAGUUGCUCCUCGGCGAAGGAACACUCCUGUCGGACGGUGACCGAGACGAGCUGAUGGCCGGCCUGUUCCUACAGCGGCCGGUGUUGUUCCAACACUUUACGAUCAUCGUGAAGAAUGAGGAUCAGGCGACGAGCACCCUGCACCGGCUUGUGACCGGAUUCGUGUACGGAUUGAUGGAAAAGUUGCAACAUUUGCCCCACUUUGACCGCUACACGGCACUGUACUCGAACAAGGUUGUCACCGAGUUGAUCCGAACGUCCACGGAACGGCAGCAGGCGAGUGGUUCCGAACUGGAUGGCGCAUUGGUGCAGAAGUUGCUAGGCAUAUUUGAACUGAACGAAACACACUGCCGAACACUGUUGCGCCACUAUGCAGCCUUACCGGGCGAUGCGUUUGUGAAGGGGAACGAACGAUCGUACCACUACCAGCAGCUGUGCCUCGCGUUAAAGAAGCUAGCCAGUGGUGCGGGCACCGGUGCGAUCCUCUCCGAGCGAACCGUCCAUGGGCUGGUGCGCCUUUACAUGGAGCUGGCCACCGCGAGCACCGAGAGCAGUCUGGACGAGCUCGAAACGGCGCUGCUGGGCUACUUCAGUGUCUUCACGCACGCCAUCGCGUUUGUGGACGUCCCGCUGAUGACGGUGCUGUUCGAGAAACGCCAAAGGGUUGGCAAACCACUCGUAAAGUUGGCCUGCUUCCUGUUUGCGCGAGACUCCCGCUUCGAUGGAACAGUUCUUGAGUUGAUCGGACAGCACACGACGAAGAAGGAACUCGUGUACCCGCUGCUAGAUGUGGCCUUCCAGCGAUCGGUGUUUGACGUCGGCGAGUCGAGCGAAGACGACACCAAGCGGCGGCUGCUGGCGAAGCUUUACGCCGAGUUUAAGGGUGGCAUUCAGAAGACGUUGGAAAAGCCACACAAAGCGGCCAUCAUCUAUCGCGAAAACACGAACGCCAACGUGCGCCUCGUGCGGGCCUGUAUGCCACGGAACGAGUGUGUGGAUUUUGCGCGCAAAAAGCUGCGCAUCGAGGGGAUCGAACCGUUUCAGCUGGCCGUGCUGAUGGAGAUCUACGGCCGGGCGUUGGAAGCCUCGCAAGAGGACGGGAUGGCGCAGACCGUUGUCUACGGGAACGUGUUCGUGGUGCUGCUGCAGUGCUUCGAUGUUCUCUUCCGAACGGUAGCCUCCGGAGAGUACUUCCUGCAGCGACCCGACAGCCCGGUCGAGAAGCUGAACGAUCUGGUGCAAGCGCUGUACGGUUGGGCUUGCCAUGCGAGGCGCCACAAAGCGCUCCAGGAGAUGAGCUACGCGGCCGUGACGGGGAGUGCGGCCUGGAACUCGUUCUGCAAGACGUGCCUCAAACUCGGCAUCGAUAUGCCGCGCUGUGCCACGAACGCCCGGCGUUACGAUCACCGGCUGUACGUCCUACCGAAGCUGAUGGCCGUGCUGGUGGAUCGUUUCUACGCAAACGACAUCCCGCCGGAACAGGCGGCGGCGGCAGACAUCGAGCGGUACUACGAUUGGGCCCUGACUCACACCAACUCGCUGCGGGUGCUCCUCACGCAGUACGAGUUCGCCCCGAAGACGUACCUCGUGUAUCUACUGCUCGUGCUGGCGCGCAAGAACCCGCGCGUGGCCGACCGGAAGCACGUCCCGAUCCUGCUCGGGGCGUACGGAGCCACACUGACCGACACGAACCGCUACAUUCUGGCCCUGCUGCAGCACUACGAGCAGCGAGCCGGCGUCGAGAUGCACGAGUUCCGCCCGUUCCUGUGGGGUGAAACGGCCAUCAAGCACUUCUCGCUCGAAUCGAACGUCGGCGCAGCAGCCACCACCACCGAAUCCGAUCGAACGCGAUCCCGUGCGUUCCGCGUAAACAACGUGGAAGUAUUUUCGUUACUUUCGAAAGAUCGCAUACGGAGCACGAUCGAGGAUUUCCCCGUCUGGCGGAAGCUCGACUCUGGUUCGCAGCUGCCGGCCGUAAACUUUGACAAUCUAAGCGAGGACAGCGCAACGGCAGCGGGUAGUUAUCAACCAGUUAAUGAGGUGCAGCGCUUCGUGGAGCAUCAUCGGGAACGCGCACGACGCUCAAAGCAACUGCUAACUGCACUGGAACUCAAGCCGGAACAACGGUCGAAGGUUUACGAUCCGGCGUUCCUCAUCCCCAUGCUGGGCUACCUGUUUUCACCCGAGAACCCGGACAUGCUGAAUCUGGCCGGCCGCAUUGGGGCACUCUCGUUGCCGUUCCUCUGUUUGGCGAGCGACGACGAACGAAUGCGACUCGCAGCGGCCAGCGUGAUCGUGCGCAUCCGAGGGCAGCUGGAGCAGACGCGCCACUUUAUCGACUCGAAGUUUUGGCUUCACCUCUUCGGCGCCGUCCAGCGUGGCCUGGCAGUGACGAUACGGCCCGGGAAGGGCCACGAAGCGGCGGAGAUACAGCCGCUACCGAAAGUCCCACUACUGUCGACAAUCUUCAUCGCCGAAACGAUCAACUUGCUGCCGGAAGUGCUGAGUCCGCUGCACGGCCCGCUCACUCGCUACAUCCUUCACCGGGAGGCGUUCGACUUCCGGGCCAUCCCGAACUUUAUGGCCCUCUUCCACAGUGCAGACGUGAAGCACAACGUGCACCGCUCGUUCAUGCUCGCGACGAUCCAACACGGCCUGCAGACGCACGAUGACUUUGUGGUUUUGCGCGGAUCGCCCAUCAUUCGCGUGAUGAUGACCUUCUACGCGUCGCCGCUAUCGAACCGCGAGCUAAACAUCCUCAUUCUGAACUCGCUCAACGCGCUCACCAAGAUACCACGAUCCUGCGAGGUGCUGGUCAACUCGCUGGGCUUCGUUUCGUGGAUCCACGAGCGGAUCGACGCGAUCGAGGGCUUCCAGUUCGAUACGAUCGAAGCGUUUCUCGGGAUGCUAACCAACUGCUGGUACUCGAUGCAGACGGUCGCGAUCGAUCGAUCGGUGACCGUAGCGGCGACUAACCAGAAAGCGCACGGCUCGGCCACGGUGCCUUUCCAUCGGAGUGUGCUGAUCGCGACGCUCAAGUUUCUUCCGCUGCUAUCGACGCGCAGCUCAAGCAAAACGCUGAUCCGGUUCCUGCAUCUGCUCGAUCGGACCACCGGGGCCCGGUUCGCUAACGAACGGCUACUGACGCUGGUGAGCGACGAGUUGCUGCAGCAGAUGAUCGAGUACUUUGAGAAGAUGUUUGGCGAUCACCUUUGGUGCGUACGGUACGUGCGGCUUUGUGGAAGCGGAGGAUGCGACGAUGACACGCUGGUGGGCCGCAAGCUGACCGAGGCCGGAAUCGAUCGGACAACCGUGGCGAUCGUCACCAGCCUGCGAAGGUUCGUGAUCCGUUGGCAGAACUAUCAGAAGCGCACCGGGGUUGGUACACCGUCUGAGGAGCACGAGGAGGAGGAGGCCGAGGCCACGGCUACGAUCGACGAGCAGCAAGGACCGUGCCAGGAGCGAGCUUCCGACAGCGACGAUGAUGAUGAGUGAAGCGACGAAUAUUUGUGCAAAAAAUCCGACCUAUUGAGGGAAAUA